Messenger RNA from Mytilus californianus (California mussel), 1723 nucleotides. Its product is annotated as transcription initiation factor TFIID subunit 13-like. Gene Ontology annotation, biological process: transcription by RNA polymerase II. The coding region runs from base 114 to 485 and encodes 123 amino acids. Lineage: Eukaryota; Metazoa; Mollusca; Bivalvia; Mytilida; Mytilidae. The transcript is spliced from 4 exons. Gene Ontology annotation, molecular function: protein heterodimerization activity. Gene Ontology annotation, cellular component: transcription factor TFIID complex. The record is from RefSeq and is a predicted model, not a curated record.
CAUAAAAAUCUAGGAAACUGGAAAACAGUCACCACACCAUAUUCACAUUUGUACAUGUGCUCCGAUCAGAAUCCGCUAAUAUGAGUAAAGCAAGUGUAUCCAAAGGAUAAAAUAUGGCAGCUGCUGAAAGUGAAAAAGAUCAGUUUGAUGAUGAAGAUGCAGAAGAGGACACUCCAUUGGAGAAAAGAAAAAAGAUAUUUUCUAAAGAAUUACGGUGCAUGAUGUAUGGUUUUGGAGAUGACAGAAAUCCCUAUACAGAAUCUGUUGAUAUUUUAGAAGAUUUGGUCAUAGAAUUUUUAACGGAAAUGACGAAGAAAGCAAUGGAAGUAGGAAGAACUGGAAGAAUAAGUGUAGAAGACAUUAUUUUCCUGAUCAGGAAAGAUCCUAAAAAAUAUUCCAGAGUGAAGGAACUAUUAACAAUGAAUGAAGAACUAAGGAAAGCUAGAAAAGCUUUUGAUGAAAUCAAAUACGCAACAACAAAAUGAUCAUUACAAAGAAAUUUGUUGUUUCAUUCAUCAUGUUUUAUUGAUAGUUGCUAUAUCCCAUCCUUGAUAUUUAUUAUACUGUGGAUUCAUUUUUAUUCGUGGUAUACCAAUUUUCGUGGGUUUCGUGGGUCACAGCAAACCACGAAUUUAAGAAUUCAACGAAGAAUAAUCCCGAGAAAUGUGUAUGGAGUCGGAGGUUUAUUUCCGGUUAUGUUAUGCAGUUCUAGUAUAAUGUUGAUUAGCGAUAAACAUGGUAACAUAACACGUGUUUUUAUUGAAAGAAGAUGCAAGUAUUUUGAUUAAAUCAAUAAUAAAUAUAUUGAAUAUCAGUGAUAAUUUACUUUUUAAAACUGAUUAAAACUGUCCAUGGAAAAUUUGGUAAUUACCGUGUCAUAGUUUGGUUUACUGGUGAUUAAAAAUCAAUAGGAUUCAGUACGGGGAUAUUGCCCGUAGGUAAUAUUGUUUAUGACAGGAACAUUUAUUUUCACACCUUUUACUUAUAUGACUGUUUAUUUUAUCGUAAUUAGGGAAAUGAGCUUUCAAUCAUAGAGUUUUGGAUGCCUUAUAAAAUUUCGACAAGAAUUUAUAAAUUGUAAAACAAACAAAUAAUUAGUUGUCUCUGUCCAUUAUUGUAGUAGAAGUUUUCAAUGCACACUUUAACCUAGAAUGACCAAGCGAGGAUUUUGACAAUUCAAAACUUGUUCAAUGAAUUCCUUCUUUUUUUUGUGUUAUUAUUGAUCAAACCAAGGCGGUUAAGUGAUCUCCUAAAUCAAAAAGAAAUCCACGAAUUACGUUUCUGAAUUUAUUGUUUUGUUGUAAUCAGCGAUCCACGAAUUUACGUAUACCACGAAACGUCUUUUUUUCUCUAUCCACGAAAAUUGAUACCCAUGAAAAUAAAUGAAUCCACAGUAGAUAACAAUGUUACAUCUUUGACAUUAACUAUAAGACUACAAUAUUGUUUCUUCAAGAUAAACUGUUUGUGAUAGAUACCAUGGUUUCAGAUGCUUUGGAAUAUGCAUAUUUCUUCAAAAUAUUUCAUACAAAACAUGAAAGAAAAUUUUUACUUCACUUAAUGGGGUAUAAUUACAAAAUGUAUACAUGUAUUGCAUUUUUUCUAUCUAACUAUUACAUCUGUUUUACAUCAAUACAUUACAAUUUUAUUUUAGUGAAAAGUAAUGUUUAUUGAAUAUUUUGAAAUAUGUGAAAACAAUAUUAUAUUAAAUGAGAUUUUUUGAUUA